GUCUCAGUUUUAAGGGCGUCUCUAUCUGCUCUGAAUGUGUCUGAUUGGUCGAGCAGCGAGAUAAAGCAGACUUUAAUUUCACUUUAGAAACAACAUCACUGCGACGUACUUGAUGAAAAAGGUGAAAGUUUGAGGUUGCAAUGUCCAAGUACGAGAAAAAGCCAGAGCCCGGAGACCUGAUUGAAAUCUCCCGAGGCUUAUACAAUCACUGGGCUAUUUAUGUUGGUGAAGGUUAUGUGAUUCACCUGGCACCACCCUCUGAACAUGCUCAUGCUGGGUCCAGCAGUAUCAUGUCAGUUCUACACGAAAAAGCCACAGUGAAAAAAGACCCACUUUAUGAAGUAGUUGGGAAUGAUGAAUACUGUAUCAACAACCUUUUGGAUGAUAAUUAUAAGCCUCGUCCUGUUCGAGAGAUUCUACGGGAUGCACACAGUUUUUUGGGAAAAGAACGUCCAUAUAGUGUGUUUUCACAGAACUGUGAGCACUUUGUUACAGAGCUGAGAUAUGGAAAACCACAGUCCUGCCAGGUGCAAGAUGCAGUGAGGACUGUUGCUGCAGGGGCUGGUGCAACGCUUGGCAUUGGGAUAAUUGCUUAUGCUGCUGCAACCUUUCUUGGUUUAAGAGACAAACAGAAGGAGACACAAUGAAAAAUUUUUCUACUCGACAAAUCAAUCUCCUUCAAAGGACAUCUCAAUUUGAAAGAUCCAUAGUAGUCUAUGUUUUGUGUCGUUCUCUCGGUCUGUUUUGAAGGAUGCAUCAGGUGUAUCCUUCACAUCUUUCAAUCACCCAUAUCCUUUUCAAACAUUCCAAUUUGGCCAAAAAUGGCAUGGCCACCCCAGUGGCCCCCCUCAUCACCAAGCCCAUGUUGACUAUUCAUGCUUAACAUAGGACGAUACUUUAAGCCAAGGUGUACACAUAUUAUCAAACAUGGAUUUAAAUAUUUUACAUCAAAAUUAAACAGCAAGUAUUUUUUUCUCUUUUAAAUUUCCUUUCUAAAAUCGCCCACUGCUUAAAUAAAUUCAGAAAGACUUCCAGUGGACAUUCACACAAAGACUUGUUACUAGGCAGGUGUCCACACAGCUUCAUUUUUUAUUUUUUUUCAUCAAACUCACAAACCCCUGCAGUUUGUGAACCCCACACUGAAUUAAUGUAAUGUUUACGGCACUUCAUGUUGUUAAUUACAAUGAAUGGAAUAUAUUUUAUUUCUCUUUGUAUUAAUAUAAUACAAGAUUGUUAUAUUUAAACGGAUGUGCAAAAGUCUGAUUAUAUUACCUCAACUGUGUACUGUAAUGGAUCACGUUACUAAUUACGUUUUUUGUCAUGUUAUUUGGAAUCAGUAACUAUUUAAGUAAGCUAAUCUACGUAGUUCUCUACCCAGUCCAGUAAUCUACCCAGCACUUAUGGCAUUAUUUUACUGACAAAUGUCGACAGCGCAUUAUUGUAAAGCGAAAGCACAUUUACUUUGCACGGAUUUCCUUUGCUUUAGCACAAAACCAGACGCACUUGAAACGUGUCUCUCCUCUCCCUCAAACUCUGUCUUGUGCACGCUCAAAUCUAAAUAAAGCUUUAACCAAUCAGACCUCCAAAACUGACUGA
Molecule: messenger RNA, 1596 nt
Organism: Carassius gibelio (silver crucian carp)
Lineage: Eukaryota; Metazoa; Chordata; Actinopteri; Cypriniformes; Cyprinidae
Product: phospholipase A and acyltransferase 3
Exons: 6
Coding region: 141-647 (168 amino acids)
Biological process (GO): N-acylphosphatidylethanolamine metabolic process
Cellular component (GO): cytoplasm
Molecular function (GO): A2-type glycerophospholipase activity; glycerophospholipid phospholipase A1 activity
Source: RefSeq, a predicted model, not a curated record